Molecule: messenger RNA, 2736 nt
Organism: Lactuca virosa
Lineage: Eukaryota; Viridiplantae; Streptophyta; Magnoliopsida; Asterales; Asteraceae
Source: the annotation of a GenBank genome assembly
UAUCUGUGAAACAUGUACUAUCAUACAAUGCAAAUAUUAUACUGUCAUCAUUCACUCGGACACAUAUCUUUGUUGACAACAUCGUCUCUCGCUAUCUCUCCUCACGUCGACUCUCCUCUACUCGCCGUCACUCCCCUGUAAAGACACCGGCCAGAGACAUUCGAUAGCUACAUCUCCGUCGCACCCAAACCAGCUUCUACACAAGGUUGGCCUAUUUUUAGCCCUUUCUUCGAUUAUACAGGUGGGUAUUUUAUACUUUCAUUGAUUUGUUUUUUAAAACAUCAUAUUUUCAGUUGUUUCCUUUAAUUUAGUUAUUUCUUCCAUUCACGUUUGAAAUUCUUUGAAAAAAAUAUUUUAUUUUGCAAUAUAACUAUAAAAAAAUCAAUGUACUUAAAAAGUACAUUGCUAUACUAGAUAUGUGUGAUCAAACUUGGUUGUUAUUUCCUACUUUAAUUCAAAUUUGAAAUUACCAUUCUAUUUUUGAGUUCAAUCCAAAAUACCCACCUGUUUACAUAGCUCAGCCCAUCAUGAUUAUUUUUAUUCAGUUUCCUUUUUUAUUAACGUGAAAUGUCUACAGACUGAAAAUUGUUUCCGGCUUCUACACAAGCUCGGAUUAGGCUUCUACACUCACCUUAAAUCCAAACUUUCUAUACUUGUGUUCUAACUAUAUGUUAGUGUAUAAUUGUGUACUUGUGUUCUAACUAUAUGUUAGUGUAUAAUUGUGUAUGUCAUAUGUAUUUCUCUUUUCUUCUGUUAUGUGUAUGAAUGGUCUGCAACCAAAACAACACCCAUCAUUGAUAAGAAUUUUCUAAUCAUUUAUAUGUAAUUGAUUCUGUUUAUGCUAUAUUCAAUGAGCAUACGGGCAUCAACAUCAUCAUUACAAGCCAAAUAAUAUUCAUUUUUCUUAAAACUAACAAGUUAUAAAAAAAUUAACAAUCUUAUUUCUACUAACACUUGUUGCAUACUAUUUUAAAAUUUUCAAACAUAAUAUAUGAAACAAAUACACGGUAAAUAUGUAGAUUCUAUCCUUCCAAUCGGUGAGAAACGUGGGAUUUUAUUUAUUACUAUCGGAUUUUUUACUUAAGAUUGUCGGAUGUCUUCAAAUUAUGGGUUAACCGAACAAUCGAAUAUCAUAUUUUAUCUGUAUGGGUUAUCGCCCAUGCUAAUUCUAAUUAGAGAAAACUAUAAACUACUUAUAUCAAAUAAGCAGUGUUGUAUAUAUAUGCAGAGAAUAAGUUUCUUAAACCAAAAAACGGCAAUGUACUUACAUAAAUAAUUUUUUUAAUAAACCCGUGUAAGACACGGGUCUCACACCUAGUUUUUAAUAAUCCCAAACACCCUCUAAUUAUUCACGGUUUCAAUUGCUUGCAACGUUUCAUCACUCAUGGAGCAUAAAUCACCCUAAAAUUUGCUUGCAAUUGAAGACAAUCAUCCUAUGAUCACCACCGCAGAUGCAAAUCUAAGCUCUCUCUCUCUCUCUCUCAACCAUCAUGUUUGGAGCUCAAUAAGGGCAUGAACGCAUUCAAGAUUCACAAUUUUGGAGUUGGUUCAUCUAUUUGGAGCGUCUUUGAAAGGAACAUGUUCUUACAGAGGGAGCUACUCACAAGGAACAUCUGGUUUGAAGGACCAUGGUCUUUCAACAAUCUGGAUUAUCAAAUAGCUUAUUUAAUUACUUUUGAUGGUGCAAGUCCAGGGGUCCAUUUGAUGAUGCAGUUACUUACAAGGUCAAAAAAUGAUGGAAUUUUAUGUCCCAUCCUCAGUACCCUCCUUACUCUGCUUCUAUCGCCCUUCAUUGUGGCACUCUUGUUCAUUAUUAUCUUGAUGAAGCAAUAGGGUGGGGACUGGAGAUGUGGUAAAACUCAAGAAACAAUUAGAAGCUGUCCCACAUAAGGGUAUUACUAUUCAAGCGUUGGCAACCCAAUUGGGCAGGUUUUAUGAAGGUAAUGCUUACCCUGUUAAAAAUGUUCCAGGAUAAAAUGGGCAAGAGCAACAAGAAACCUCAUACUUGAAAAAUCAGAAAGAGAAUAAAAUCGGAUGGAAGUUGUGGAUUUGUUUCAUCAGGGGAGAUGGGUGUUGGUUGGAAGAAUUUUAAUGGAAGCUAUAAGGACACCAAUAAGUCAUGUGUUGAAGCUUGGGAAAAAUGUUGAAGAAUUGAAACUCAAGUCGGCGAGUGUUAUAAUGUUUGUGUUUGCAAAUAGUUUUUAAUAAAAUAUAUAAACAUACUUAAUUUGUCUUGAACCAGGCAAACAUGAGGAAAUCAACAUACAUGGUGAAAAAGAUGAUAGAGUUUGAAUUUUUAUUUCACCUUUUCCAGUUAAGUCAUGGAUUCGUAAAGUGGGUGAGAUAAAGUGUUAUAUUUCCAUUAACAGACUUUUUCUAUGGGUGGCUUUUACAUCUUGGAGAUUUGCAGUUUGUUUAGGAUCUAACAGAAAAGGGUAAGUUCUUGCAUAAACUAUGAUUAUAAAGAGUUCACUGAAAAGGGUGUCAAAGAUUUUUAUCCGGAAGGAAAGCUAAAAAGAUUGAUUCUGCGAUGGAAUCGGAAAGGAAAACCUAUGAUUAAUAAAUCAUUGCCAAUUAACUUCAUUCCAUUCAUGGGGGUAUUUUCGUCAUCGUCAGUUAACAUCAUUCCAUUCAUUCUUUUGUUCCUACUCACUAAACAACAUUCAUUAAUAACGCAUUCCAUUGCACCAUUAAUUGCAUUCCCUCUUCCAUUCCGUUCGUUUUUCAUUUCAUUUC